CUCUCCUCAGCCCCGGAGCUGCUCGGCCCCUGCCCGCACACCGGCCGGCAGUGUCGGUCUGCCGGAGCUGGCAGGGCGGCCCCGCUGUAGGGCACGUCUGAAGAAGACAGCUGUUGCGUUUUUAACGCGCGCAGGGUGAAAAAAACAGGCUUCUCCGUCGUAAAAACUUCGUUUUGCAGUCAAAGGUUAACAACCAGGCUCGUAGCACACAAAGCAAGCGUAAAACAAGGAGUUUUAUACUUCAAAGCAAUGCACGUCUACUUACAUCGCUUUAUUAUGUAUUAUGACCAGAAAGCUUCUGUGUGAAGUCCUUUAUUGCUGUUGCAAUGAAGUUUAUGGAUUGAUUGCAGCUACAACAUUUAACGUGUGCCAAAUAUUUGUAAAACUAAGGUCAACAUUUUAUAAAUGUAAUUUGAUACAUUCUGUAUAUGUCUUUUUGUUUUUAUUUGUAUCAACUUUAAUAAUGAUGGUAGGUGUGGAUUCAGCUGUCAUUUGUGUUGCAUGAAAAGUGGUUCAAUUAUGUUGCUUUAGCAUCGUACAAAAUUUUAUUAUGAGUAUUAUGACUGAAAAACUUCUUUGUAAAGCCUUUAUCCGUAUCGCAUUGAAGCUUAUGGAUUGCUCACAGCUACAAAAUUCAUAUGUUGAAUACCUGUACAGUUAAGGUUAAUGCUUAUGCAGAAGGUAUCAAAUUGCACUUAGGUCUUGCUGAUAUGUUAUCAAAUCCAAUAAUAGUGGUGAUAGCUGUGGACUCAACCUAUAGUUUGUGUUGCAUGUAGAAGAGAAAUUAAAUUGGCUUUAAUGUCACCAUACAUAUCCCAUCCAAAGAUGUUGGAGGUGAUGAAAAAAGCAGACAUGAUCAAUAAAAACAUGGUUCACCAGGUCCAGGCAGAGAGGGAUGCAUUAGCUCUUAGUAAAAGUCCUUUUGUUGUGCACUUAUAUUACUCGCUUCAGUCAGCUAAUAAUGUUUAUUUGGUGAUGGAGUACCUUAUUGGUGGAGAUGUCAAAUCUCUUCUCCAUAUCUAUGGAUAUUUUGAUGAAGAAAUGGCUGUGAAGUAUAUUUCUGAAGCAGCGUUGGCUCUUGACUAUCUUCACAGACAUGGGAUAAUCCACAGGGAUCUGAAGCCAGACAAUAUGCUCAUUUCUAAUGAGGGCCACAUAAAGCUGACAGAUUUUGGGCUUUCCAGAGUUACUCUGAACAGAGAGAUAAACAUGAUAGAUAUCCUUACUACACCAUCAAUGGCAAAGCCAAAACAUGACUACUCACGUACUCCAGGACAACUGUUGUCUCUUAUCAGCUCUCUGGGUUUUUAUACUCCUGUUGGAAUGAAAAUGCCAAUCAAUCCCAAUUCAAGUAUUGCAUCUGACAGUCCACAUGGAGUGGAUUCUCCCCUGUCUAUGGCAGAAAAGGAAAAUACCCCUCUUUCAGCUAAACUGUUCAAAACAGGUCUUGAUACUUCUCCAUUAACUCCUGUGAUGCCAGUGAGAAGUUUAACUCCUGCUCUGCUGCAGUCAAGAAAAAGGUUUGGUACCUCCAGUGCCAGUAGUCAGUCCCACACAUACUUGUCAAGUGUGGAAUCAGAAUGCUACAGCAGCCCCAGGUGGGAGAGAGGUGUAGAGCAAACUGAAGAUGAACUACUUUCUACAAAAGGCAAAACAAGUGCCAGCGAGUCAGAUCUCCUUUCUAAUAUAGAAUUGCUGAAUAGCAAAGAUACUAAAAUUCUUAAGAAAAAAGAAUUGGAGUCUGCUAUUUCUCCCAUCAGCAGCAAUGAUUCUGGCAGCAGGCAGAAGCUGGGAACUGAGCAUUCUGAUAUAACAGAUACUCCUGUGACCACACUGGAUGUGAAAGGCGUAGUAAGAAAAUGUCUUUGUGAAAACAAGAGUUGGGAAGAAAAACUCAUUGCAAGUAGAAGAGAGAUGACUAAUGAAGCUGCAGAAGAAACUUCCAAUUACCAACAGUCACCUUUGUGCCUGAAUGAUCGUAUCAAACCUAUCAAAGAAGAAGAAAUUUUUGAAAAACCAGGUGUGAAAAGAAGCUUUGAACUAGUUGACACUAGUCCUUGUCAGGAGCUUAACUACAUUAAGAAAAGCAAUGCAGAAUAUAAACGUGGCUGUCAGAUCUUCGAAUUUCCAGCAAACAAAAGGACAGGUCUGACAACAGAAAUUGAAUCCUUAAUGCUCGGUGAUGAUGGGUGCCUGCAGGAGACCUGCAAAAGCAAGGAAGAAAUUAAUCGUUUCAUUGUCAGGCAGCAAAGAGUAGAAAAAUCAGUCAGUCCAAAUAUAGCCAAAAAUCUUAUGUGUGAUCUGGAUGCAAAUCAUGAAAAUGAUAAAAAGGAGUACAUGAACUCAAGUUUUUUGUGCGCUGAUGAUGAAAAACCUUUAGGAAUCCUGAGUGCAGAUUCUGAUUUAUCCCUUCCUGAAAUGUCUGUUACAGAAAGCCAUUUGGAAAAACAGCUUUUAGAUUUGGAUAAAAGUGUUAAAGAUCUCUCCUUUGAGGAACCAAAAGCAGAAGGCAUGCUAAUAACAUCACCUAGCUCCCAAGGUGCUUCAGAAAAUGGAGAGAAAGCAGAUACUGUCCAGGACUGCAAGGUGUUACAUCUUGAACAGGAUAAUCACCAAAAACACACUGAAGAAACCUACCCUGACACAUUAUUUUCUCCUUCAGAAAAGACGAUGAAAACUCUGAAUCUCUUCAAAAAAAAUGCUGUUGUUUUUCGAAGUUACAAUAGUCCAAUUAAUAUCUCCAAUGUGUCUGAGCCCUGUAGCAUGGCUUCCUUAGACAUAAUGGAUCUUUCACCAGCUUGUAGUGGCUCCUAUCCAACAGCUAUUACGCCGCUGCAGAAAGGAAGACCAUACAGAGUCUAUCAGACACCUCUUCAGGGGGAUGCUGGCACGCCAUUUAGGACCCCAAAGAGUGUGAGAAGAGGAGCUGCCCCGGUAGAAGGUGAACGCAUCCUGGGGACCCCAGACUACUUGGCACCUGAGCUGCUUUUGACAAAGCCUCAUGGGACUCUGAUCUCUGGUGCUGCUGUAGACUGGUGGGCUCUUGGAGUUUGUCUGUUUGAGUUUCUGACUGGAAUUCCACCUUUUAAUGAUGAAACACCAACACAAGUCUUCCAAAACAUUUUGAAAAGAGAUAUUCCCUGGCCAGAGGGUGAAGAAAAAUUGUCUGAUAAUGCCCAAAAUGCAAUAGAUAUUCUUCUAACAAUUGAUAGUGCUAAGAGAGCUGGACUGAAGGAACUGAAACCUCAUCCCCUCUUUCAUGGAGUAGACUGGGAUAAUCUACAGAAUCAGACGAUGCCGUUCAUCCCUCAGCCCAAUGAUGAAACUGAUACCUCGUACUUUGAGGCUAGGAAUAACGCUCAGCACCUGACUGUGUCUGGAUUUAGCCUAUAGCACCAAGAUAAGUGAACUCUCCGUGUUAUUUGCACACUUUCAGAUUGUUCCAUAACACUAGUAUGUUCUUAACCAAGUGUCCUUGACAAAUUUAGAGUGUUUUAAGUUACCAGUCUGCUUUUAUUAUUGUAUUCUGAAGUGAAACUACUGUAUGAAACUUAGCUGCCGCCUUGCUACUUCUUAUGUCACUGCACCUUACUGAGAGGCCGGAGUGUUGUAUUUUUUAGGGGUAGUAACACUUGCCUUGGCAAAAGUGGGGGCUUUUUUUAUAGCGAUGAGUAAUUCUGACUAGGAUGUGGGAAGUUAUUUUACAGUAACAGGGGAAGGACAUAAAUUUAUGCUAAUUGCAUCUAAAUGUAACUUACCUGUUGGUGGUUCACUGUACUGACUGCUUGGGACUAGUCUUUUGACCACUGUGCAAAACUGAUGUUUCUGUUCACAGUGGACAGCAGAAACCUUACUGCAGCAUUGAAAUAUCUUAUUUCUGUUUGCCUUACCUCCAGAAGGGUUAAGACUGCGUUGAUCAAAGUUAACUCAGCCUUAUAUACAUGGCAUGUGUAGUGUAGUAAAGAUUGACGGCAGUUCUGCUGGUAAUUAUCCUUCCCUGGACAAAUGGUGUAGGGGAAGUCGAGUUGAGCCCAUUCUGUUAGGCAAAUGCAGUUAAAGUUGUUGCCUUGUAACCGCUGAUGCUAUAGGAAGAUGGACAGAACGGCCUACAUUUUAGCAAUUACUUGUUUUAAAUAGAAAAUGCUGAGUGUUUGGGCAUGUCAGAUGACAGAAAACAAAACACACUUGAGUGUUGGCCAACAAGUGAAGUAUUACUCAUACUGAAGCUGCUGUAUGUUAAAGACUAUAAUGUGUUGCAAAUUAACAGACUGUUUUGUAAACUCUCAACCGGAUCUGAGAUUUCACAAGAAUUUGAGUUACAAAUGUAUAUUCAGUAUUGUAUAUUCUAAUUAGAGGGAAGCUUAUUUAAAUAUAUUCUUAAAAUGUAACACAGUUUGCAUUUCCGAAAUCUUAAAGGUUUGUGUGGAGGUAAUUCUGUUUAAAUUAUCUUCUUUAAUAUUUUUCUUGCGUAGGUAUUGCUUUCUCAGAUAACGUCCUGCAGAUUUAUUUUUCAGGUUUGUAGUUCUUAAAUUAAGAUCAGUGGUGCCAGCCAGUGGCCAUAUGCUAGAAGCCAGGCAUUUUGCAAACUUUUGCUAAGUGACUUCUGAAUUUCCUGAGUUGACCCUUCAUGCAGGUGAAUUAAGUUGUCUCUUCACUGCCCUGAUUCUUGUAAGACAAGAUUUAGCGAGCAGUGUUUUCUCAGAACUCCAUCAUCAGGCUUCCUGCUUUCUUUUCCGAUAGCUUGGGAAAGGCAUGGGGCUGGCAGGGGGAGUGGAGUUCUCCAAAAUACCUAAGGAGCUAAUUCUUAAUGGCUCAGUGUUUAUCAUGCCUAGAGCUGGUGCUUUGCGUAGUGAAAUAGAAUCGUGGAAGGCUGUGUACAACAUAUAGUGACUCUCACUCUCUUCGUGACAGACGUAAGUUUCUGAAGACUCUUAAAUUGUUGAAUCUUACUGAAAGUGAUGCUACAUGAAAAUGUGCGAGGAAUUCAAUGCAAUACAUUACUGUAGCAGGAUCCAUAGAUGACAUUCUUCGAAUGAUCAGAAGUUCAUUAGCUUGCCAUUUUACUGAAAACACAAGUUUUUCCUGUGUAUAGUUGGAAUACAUACAUCCUUAAAAAUGAAAAAGAAAUAUCCUUAUUUAAAUAAUUACUAUGCAAUUUAUGUGGUGUGUGGGUUUGUUGUUUUUUCAGUUUAGUUUUCUUAAACCAGUCUUACAGGAAUGAAUGUCAGUUUCAUGCUGAGAAAAAUACUCCCUAAAACUGUGGGAAUUAUGCAAAUUGAGCACCACAAGUGUUAUUCAGACCCUUACAAAUGGUUACAGACUGUUCCCAUUUUUCAGUAUAGUGCGUAUAUAGUGCAUACCUACAGGGAGUAGUUACAGUGGUAUGACAUCUUAAAGAUAAAUAGCCUCUAACUCCUUGAAAUAAUUGUUAAUCAGCUGCAGAAGUCAAGUAAGCUUCUAUCUAAACUUUUCCUAACCAACUGCCAGGAGUUACAGAGCCACCCAGAAGUCAGACUAAGUAAUCUAAUGCAAAUGUAACUAUGCAGAGCACCAGAACACUGUGCAUAAAGAGCUGUAUUGACUUACCCGUUUGCUCUUAACCUCAAACCUUCUAAAAUAAAAUUAUGGUUCUUCUACCGUAGUUUUAUAAUGCAAUACAAACCCAUAAAUCCUGUAGACCAUAAAUAAGCCAGCUGACGAAUCAGCAUGUUUAAUGUUAGAUAGUUGUAAAUGCAGCAUAUGUCCGCUGCUGUCUUCACCUGUUAAACUGUGUACAAUUAGCACUGAAGGUUACUAAUUCCCCAUUCUCUUUGAUAUCUUGUAUUCACCCUGUUCAUAGCAAACUUGGGAGUUGAAUAUUAUAUUUGUGGUGGGGUUUUUUGCUUUAUAAAAAGGUGUAUCCUAGAUGUGUUCUUCAUGCGUCAUCUCAGAGAACCUCCUUGUUAACCCUUAAUGCCACUUUUUUCCCCACACUUGCUGCUUGACUUUUAAAAUAGUCCAGGAAAAAUAUGAAGAGUUGUAAUCAAAUGUAGCUGAAAGUGCUUUAAAGCUUCUUCCCAUUAGUAAUCAAUUACAACUAUUUGCGUAAGCUGGAACAAAAUUUUGGCCCCUAGAAGCUCUGGCCUAUCGCUUGUAACAGCUGGAGUGUUUGACCUGGUGUCAUGGAAGGACAUACAAACUGUAGCAUCCAGGAUAUCCCGGAGGACAGUUGACCUGCUGUUACACAGCUGGAGAAGUAUUAAUUCCUGAUCUUUACAGUUUUUACCACAGAAAUAGCACUCUUGGACAAUUAUUACCACUAACUUGCUGUUAGGCUUGCCUGAACACUGCACAAGUUUUGGAUGCCCAAGCACUGAAAUGCCGAUAUGUUCCCGAGCUGGUAAGCUUCUGUUCCAGCAUGCUCAGGUUUCACGUUUGGUUACUCUUCUAGUAAACUAUUUUUUUCUGUCUACAGAAAUUUUGAAAAAAAUACUUUGCACAGGUUUGUGUGUGUGUGUGUAUGUAUAUAAAAUAAUAAAAUACUGCAGUUCUGCUGUUGCCUA
Molecule: messenger RNA, 6542 nt
Organism: Anas platyrhynchos (mallard)
Lineage: Eukaryota; Metazoa; Chordata; Aves; Anseriformes; Anatidae
Gene: MASTL
Product: microtubule associated serine/threonine kinase like
Biological process (GO): intracellular signal transduction; peptidyl-serine phosphorylation
Cellular component (GO): nucleus
Molecular function (GO): ATP binding; protein serine/threonine kinase activity
Source: RefSeq, a predicted model, not a curated record